Molecule: messenger RNA, 6650 nt
Organism: Porites lobata
Lineage: Eukaryota; Metazoa; Cnidaria; Anthozoa; Scleractinia; Poritidae
Source: the annotation of a GenBank genome assembly
CCCUCACACUUGAAAGGCGCUGGAUGUUCCGUUUAGAUAACGUUUCGGUUCUUUAUUCUGUUCCCAGAGUUUCAGACCAAGCGGCUAAUUUUGUAAAAUAAGUUACGAUCCUUACGGUAAGUAUACGUGUAAAUGCAACUUUACAAUAGAUUUAAAACUUAAUCAAGUUGGUUAGUCGAAGUUUACAAUCAGUGAGAGCAGAGAGUUGAUGUCAUUUUCUUUCACUCGACCAUUUAUAAUCGAGCACAGUAGUCAACGAUUGCCUGUGAGCUUUUGACGCCGUGAUAUAGAAAUUUAAGGCGACAAAAACCCCCCUUGUUCAAUGUCACGAUGUUUGAUUUACUUUUUCGGGUUCGAAUUAAUCCAGUUUUUGUAAGUAUCAGUGUAUGGUGAGACAACUAUCGUAGUUGAUGAGUUUAAUGUAUUCUGAUAUGACAUGAUAUAUGAAUCAAAAUGAAGCUUUAAAGAUCAGAAAGAUCGCAAACGCGGCGGUCACUGGCGGUGCUGAACAAGUACAACGCUGCAAUUACGAGUGCGUGUUCAUGACGAGCCGCACGAUCUUAGCAACCCAAAAAACCCCUCAGCAUCCAGCCAGGCGGUGUGCGUCACGAGAUUCGACCAAAGAAUGCGUCAUUUGUGAGUGAUUGGAGCUGUUUUCAGAGGUAUAUGUGGUGAAAUUUUGGCUUUAUUCCAAGUUCGUGUGGGUAAUUUGGACACUAUACCGCCGUGGAAAGUUGUUGGAACACUUUAUCUUAAUAGCAGUUGCGUUAGUUUUAAAUAUUUUGCUUUCUUGAGCGUUUGUAACAAGUUUGAAUUGCUCGGCCAUGAUGAUUUAAGUGUUAUUUUCACCGUCCUUCUUGGAUUCAUUGCUGGUUACUGUUAGCGGUUUUAUCGGAUUAUUUCGGUCAACUUGUUACUUCAACCUUUCUUCUUUGCAAAUUUUGGGGUCUACCCGGGUCUACUCCUGUUAGGCCCGUUUCAAACGUCGUGCUGCACCGCUAUAAGACUGCUACAGAGUUCCGUUUCCCGCGAACCGCAGGUGGAUUUCCCGCUUAACAGAAUUUUUGAUGAUUUAUGCAAAAUUGAAGUGCAUUUAUGGACCAAAAAAUAAACAGACUUGCUCCAAAGGGGUUUGAACACGAUUUUUACGAGGGCUGCGGUAGAUGACCGCAAAAGUGUUACGAUGAUCGAUACUCAACUGGAUGAUUACAUCACUACAUAGCAACCAGUCGCUUCGCAUUUUUUAACUUCUGGAACGCUGAGGCUUGUGAUGGAUUGCUGGCGCUUAUCCGGGUUCGAGAUCGUGACUAGCAAUAAACGUCACGAUUCUCUACCGUGUAGUUCAUUUGUUUAUAAUGCCUUUCAUUCGUCCGUAUAUAUAUUUGAAAUUACUUGUCAUGAUGAUUAACAGGGGCACAGCCGCUUUAUGAGAAACAAAUACGUCUCCCAAGCUCGAAAUAUUGCUCAAUGUUCGAAAUAUAAUUCCCUGCUAGCAGAGACCUGGUGUUCGACGGGCGUUUCCUUAACAACCAGUGACGUUUUAGUCAUGUGCAACACAACUUACAAAACCGGUUUGCGCGAUAACUACACUGGGUGCCAGAGACUUUUCUAGCGCGGUUUCCGGUUUCUGUCAAGUCUUUAUAGUGACCCGCGCGAAGUUUUUCUCGCGGCUUUGACCUACGGCCGAAGAUGUGUUAGUCUCUUUCGCAGCCGUUAUUAGGGCCGUCACUCGUCACGCAACGCUCCUCCUGACGAUUGACGACCCUAGUAACGGCUGCGAAGGAGACUAAAGAUGUGUCGACACCGAAAAUUCUCGCCGCGCGCGAGAAAAACCUCUGGUACGAUAACAAAUGUGGGCUCAGAAAAUUCCUGCGUAUGCGUACAGCCUCAACAGGGCACGCGCAUUCCACAUUACCCUGGUUACCAGAGGUUUUUCUCGCGUGCGGCGGGAAUUUUCCGAAGGCCGACACCGAAAAUUCCCGUUAUAAAGACUUGACAGAAACCGGGAACCGCGCUAGAAAAGUCUCUGGCACCCAGGGUAAUUCCACAUUAAACGAAACUAGUUUUGAAAACCAUUCAGUUUCGACCACAAAUCUUGUUGGUGGCUCCAUAAAAGAACUCGUUGGGGACCGGAAGAGCCCCUCUCCUUCCUCUCAUUUUUCUUUUGCCUUGAGAGACCCACGGGGGGUGUGUGUGUGUGUGUGUGUGUGGGGGGUACUUGGGUUAAUUUUUGCUGGGUAUGUGCCGCUGGCCUCUCAGAGCCCCUACCCCAUUAUAAUCUAUUUCUUGGCCAAUUUUAGACCCCAUCUUAGUCACAAUUUUCGCGAUCCCAACUCAGUCACUUUCUAUUUAUGCAUCUACCUUAUCAAUGUGGUUUCGAGCGGCGGAAUGUAAUGCGGUCAAUGCGAGCUUAUUGUUAAAUCUGAUUUUUUAACCGGGAAUCUUCCCAUUUUGAAUCCCUACUUACCCCAAAAAUCCGAAGAUUUGCGACCCCAUUCUAGUAAAUCUAUUAAAAAUGCGACCCCAUUAUAGUCACUCCAGUGGUGAAAAUGCAACCCCAUCCAGCGGCACGUCCCUGUUAGCCUCUUGUAAGGGAAUACCCCCCGGGGAGAGACCUCUACUAGCAAGGAAGGCCACCGCUGUUCGUGAAAUUGAAAUCUGAGCGUCCACCGUUUUUGCUAAAGAGAAGAAAUACGGAUGAACAUCACAGGCUCCAAAGUAGUGAUUUGAACCUAAAUGUUUCAAUAAAUUCAAGCGAAAUGUAAACUUUAACCCCGAUGGUUAGAACUAGACCCACGAUGGGGGAAGGCGUUCUGCGUGCUACGUAGGCGGUAACGAGGGCCAGCUACCCUUGCCCCCCGACCCUCCUUCGAGUUGACGCUGGGCAUAAGCAUUUUUUAAAAUUUCUUUUUCAGCCGGCAUCAACUGCGAUUUGUUUCACUAUCCACGGAUUACAAAUUCUAGGCUGGAUCCAAACGCUGAAAAUGAGUGAAUCGAACAUCGAUCAUAAAAUUUUUAUCAACGCUUCUUUUCAAAUUUAGAUGUGGAUGUCCUGUAACUUUUGUGCAAAGUAGAUGGUGUCAAAAAGCCCGGCACCCACCAAUCAAUGAAGGCAUCUACUUAAGCUUAAAAGUUUUAUUUGUAACAAAAUCGAAAAAUUCUUUUCAAAAGGUGGUACCAGCCACAUUUAAAGGAAAUCACCAAAUAUGCCCCCCACACAGGAAUUUACGAAAGAACAGCUCAACUACUACAGAAUUUGUUAUCUAACCACGGAUAUUUUAACGGAAGGUCUACGGUCUCUAUUCAAACAAGAAUGGGACAAUCGCUACAAAGCUACACUUGAUGAGUGGAAAGAUGACGCCAAAAGUGGAAUGGCUUUUCAUAACAGAGAGUCUGCGCGGAACCAAAGACGACAUGCACAUCUACUGGUAACCAUAAAAAAUGGUGAUAGAGCCGAAUGGGACUGCACCAUGCUGUUUUACGCUAUUCUUUAUUCUGACUGUAUCGGGAAUGUUCUCAGUACAACAAUAAAGACAAAUGUGGACAGUUUAAGAAAAUUCAGGAACGAAGAAUUUGCUCACAUGCCACGAGGCUCUUUGGCAGACACAGACUUUCUAAAUGCCAUUAGUAAAGUUCAUGGAGCAUUUCAAGCUCUUGGCCUCUCCGUAAAGCAAAUCGAUGAAGUAAAAAAUCAGACAAGUUUUCCCACGGAGGAGUUAAAACUUGUUAUGAAACAGGUUGACGGUCUUGCGCAGGAACUUCGACAGGAAAAACAACUACGCAAAGUCCUUGAGGAUCAGCUAGAAAAAGAAAUCUCACCGUUUUGCAGUCUUCCCCCUAAGCCUUCACAUCACGUCACAGGACGCAAUCGCGAGGUAGCUGAAAUAACGAAAAAGCUUAAGGAGUUAAAAGAGGCCAACAAAAAUGAACUCAGUUACUUGUACAUCUCCGGAAAUGCCGGAAGUGGAAAAUCACAGCUGGCUGGCCUCGUAGCUAAGCGUUUCUUCGAUGAAGCCAAAGAAAUUCCCUUGUCUACUCCAUGUGUGAUGACUUUAAAUGCUGCAAGUCCUGAUUCACUUCUGGAGUCGUAUGCUUUAAUGGCUCGACAAGUAAAGUGCCCUGAAUAUGCAGUCACAAAGGCCCUUAACUCUAAAGAUAUCAAAACGGAGGAGAGGAUCUCCAAUUUGAAAACGCUGAUUUCCGCGAGAAUCGAGCUGUACACCUCUUGGCUGCUCAUAGCCGAUAACGUCUAUAGUAUGUCGUGGGUCCAUGAUCACCUUCCAGAACGUGGAAAAGAGCAGUGGUCAAAUGGCCAGAUACUAAUUACAACCCAGGACGUCUCGUCCAUCCCUUCAACGAGCUCUUUCGUUAAUCACGUCUCGAUUAGUAGGGGUAUGGAGGUUGACGAUUCCUGUUCAUUAUUAAAGAUGCUUUCUGGAAUCUCUGACAGCAACAUUGAGAAGGAAGUCGCCCUUAAGUUGGACUACCAGCCUCUUGCAUUAGCGAGCGCCGCAACUUACGUCAAACAGGUCCGACAGAACACGAAAACUUCAGACUUCAACUGGGUCGACUACUUAGAGAAGAUACAAAAAGGACAGCGAACCACCACUGAGAAAUUUCUUUCAGCAAGCAACCUUUGUUACCCAAAAUCCAUGACCGCAGCAACUACACUUGCCGUAGAAAAUGCGAUGAUAUCUGACAAAAUUAUUGGUCACACCUUCGCUUUGCUUUUUUUGUGUUCCGCUGAGCCCUUAAGCUUAGACAUUGUGAUAAAUUACAUUUCCAAAAUGGAUGAACAAGUAGCGGACAAAGAGUUCAUAUGCCUAAGCCUCAAAAGGUGUUCACUGUUAUUAUUCGAAGAGGAUGAAAGUGGCGCCUUUAUUCGUGUGCACCAGGUGGUACAUGAUGCUAUCAAAACUGUAAUGAAAGAUCACCAGGAACCGCGAGAGUCAAGUCAAAAAAUCAAUGCAGCAGUGGCAUCAUUUAGCCAGUUCAUAAUCGCUAUUCCGGAAGACAGUAAAACGUACUCGGACACUGUACACUUGGUCCCACAUUUGAAAGCCUUAAGUAUGAAUAUUGAAUCUCUGUUUCCGAAAGAAACCCUAACCCACGACAAAGAUGAGACAGAAAGGCCAACAAACAUUUAUUCGUAUUAUUUUAUUCAAUUUGGCGAGAUUUGCGCUGAGCAUUGUGAGUUUCAUAUAGCAAGGAAGUACCAUGAAUAUGCAUUAACCAUUAAGUUAAAAAUUCUUGGCUCUGACCAUACUGAGGUUGCAGGUAGUUACCUUUACCUAGGAUAUAUACACCAGAAGUUAAGUGAUUUUGAGCGUGCAAAGGACUAUGACGAUCGCGCUCUAGAAAUAUACAUCAAGACGCACGACCAUAUUAGUACUGCAAAGGUCUACGGUUUCCUGGGAUCAAUUCACAGAGACUUAGGAGACCUUAAGCGCGCCAAAGAAUAUCGAGAGCGUUCACUCGCAAUUACCCUAGAGAAGCUCGGUCCUGACGAUGCCGACGUUGCAUCUUGUUACCAUCACUUAGGUCGUAUUCACUGCGAUUUAGGUGACCUUAAAAGGGCGAAGGAAUAUCAUGAGCAUGCUCUUGCCAUUAAUCUAAAGAAGCUCGGUCCUGACGAUGCCGACGUUGCAUCUUGUUACCAUAACUUGGGUCGUAUUCACCACGAUUUAGGAGACCUUAAAAACGCGAAGGAAUAUCAUGAGCGUGCUCUUGCCAUUAACCUAAAGAGGCUCGUUCCUGACCAUACUUACGUUGCAGCUAGUUAUCAUUACUUGGGUCGUAUUCACCGCGAUUUAGGCAACCUUGAGCGCGCCAAGGAAUAUCAUGAGCGUGCUCUUGCAACUGACCUACAGAGGUUCGGUCCUCACCAUACCGAGGUUGCAACAAGUUACCGUCACUUGGGUCGUAUUCAUCGCGAUUUAGGUGAUCUUGAGUGCGCGAAGGAAUAUUAUGAGCGCUGUCUUGCCAUUUAUCUUAAGAGCCUCGGUCCUGACCAUACCAAAGUGGCAGCUAGUUACCAUCACUUGGGCCGUAUUCACCGCGCUUUAGGUGACCUUGAGCGCGCGAAGGAAUAUCAUGAGCGUGCCCUUGCCAUUGACCUAAAGGGGCUCGGUCCUGACCAUACCGAGGUUGGAAUAAGUUACCAUCACUUAGGUCGUAUUCACCGCGCUUUAGGUGACCAUGAGCGUGCGAAGGAAUAUCAAGAGUGGUCACUUGCAAUUACCCUCAAGAGGCUCGGUCCUGACCAUACCAAAGUGGCAGCUAGGUACUAUAGCUUGGGUCAUAUUCACCGUGAUUUAGGCGACCUUGAGCGAGCAAAGGAAUAUCAUGAGCGUGCUUUCUCCAUUAAGAAAAAGAAUCCUGGUGAUAAACAUAACGGUAACUCAGGAUGUAUUCUCCAGAGGCCAAAUGAUCUUGAUCUGUCGAUGGAACAUCAAGAACCUUCAAAGGUUACGACGACUAAUGGUCACCCAGGUCAUGUUCAUAACGAGCAAGGAGAAGGAGAGGAUCUUAAGAAGUCCAGUAAACAUCAAGAACAUUCUGAAGCCGUCCAUUUCCAAAAUCAAGGCCAGCACUCUGACGUGACAACAACUGACUGUGGUAAACUGUGUACAAUGUGCAGCAUACUUUAA